CAUUAGAUCAAGGAGCUCGCCAACUCUUCCAUCAUCUUUCUCUAUCUAUAUGAGUUUGACCCGUUGCCACCUACCGGCAGCUACUUCUUUGCUCCAAUGGAGACCCCACCACCCUUCUCCUUCUUCAACCUCUAGACAGAUAAAACUUACAAGCGAAAUUAGAGCAGAAACCCAGAUCGAUCUUCAUCUCAUAAAAGCGCAGCUUAUAUAACUUUCCUGUUUCCCUUUAUUUUCUCCUUUUCUUUUUCCAGACAAAACCCUAAUCUUGAAGGAGAAAGGAGAAGCGAAAAAGGCAUAGCUUUCAGUCUCUCUCCUUUCCUCGUGCGUACAAGCUUGUGGUCCAAGAAAAGGACGGUAAAGGUGAUGGAUGGAGCUAAGAUAUAGCGUUUUUAAGAGUUGAGAUUCAUUCAUCAUCAGAGCUAGCUAGAUAGCUUUGGAGAUAUGGGUUCUCUCUUUGUUCCCAUCUUUUUAGUACACCGAGAGAGCUAAUUUCCUUUUACCUCGAUCGGUAUAGUACCUGCUUCUCCCCGGCCACUCUCUGUCUGUUUCUCUCUCUCUCUCUAUAUAUAUAUAUAUGUGUGUGUGUAUUUUCCGUUUUGGCUAUGGAUUCUGGAAACAGUGGUAGUUUGCAAUCAUCUAGCGGUGGCGAUGAAGAGUAUGAUUCGCGCGGUGAGUCCAUUUCUAAUUUUUUGAACCAGUCGGGUCAGUUUGACUCGAUUAUCUCGUCGUGUUCAAGCCCGCGGCAGCCGCAGUUCUUGUUUCAGUCGGGGAAUCCCGAUGCGACUUUUCCACAGUCACUGGGGAAUCUCAAUUCCCAAUACGGGAAUAAUCAUAAUCAUAAUCAUAAUCAUGAUUUGGUUUGGCCUGGCCGGGGGUUGAGAUCGGAGCCGGGUUUUGGUAACUUUGGGAGUUUGGUGGGGGCGGCGCCGCCGUCGUCAUCAUCGCCAUUGUCAUCAUCGGCUACUCAAGCUCUCUUGGGGGGUCAUCAAGGGGGGAUGAUUGGUGAGAGUCAUCAUCAUGGCCAGUUUUCGAGCUCGUCGUCAUCAUUGCCGACCGUACAGCCGGCGGUGGACAUGCGGGGGCCGUCGGAUGCUGUUCCUAAGAAUUCCAAGAAACGGACCAGGGCGUCGAGGAGAGCGCCGACCACGGUGCUCACGACGGACACUGCUAAUUUCCGGCAAAUGGUUCAGGAGUUCACCGGCAUCCCCACGGCGCCGUUCUCCGUCGGCUCGCCGUAUUCCCGCCGCCUGGAUCUCUUCUCCGCCGCCGGGUCCGCCAUGAGGUCGCCUCAUUUGGACGGUCUUGGACCGCUUUACCCCUUAAGGCCUUCAGCCCAAAAGGUCCAAAAUUCUCCCUUCUUGAACACAACCAUGCUGGAUGCUCUAAUGGCCGCAAACAACGCCCGGUGCGGCGGCGGCGGCGCCGUCCCAGGCUCAAAUUCAAGUAACCUCAAUCUGGGUAACACCGAUCUCGGCAUCACAAAACAAGGCCCAAAUUUGCUCAACAUGCAGAAUCAAAUCCUCCCAUUCCACCCUCUUCUACAAUCCUCAAUCAAGAAUAAUCCAUUGGGAAACAACGCUAAUGCACUGGAGUUCGGGACAAAAUCCUCCAUGGAUGACGCUUUGGGGAUCAUCAACAACGAUCCAAAUCUCGGCGGCGGCUUUCCUACCCAGCAAGGGAUAAACGACGGCGGCAAUCCGAUGAGAUUAUUCGACGGAAACAAUGGCAAUAACUACAAGCAGAAUUGUUCAACAUCUUCCCCUUCAGAAUUCCACCCUGAAAAGGGCCUGGAGAAUGUUCCCUGAUUCUUCAUAUAUAUUUAGCAUAUAUCGCCAUUUCUGUACAGUGCGCUAAAUUUAGAAGCCAAGUACGUAGCUGGAAACCAUAUUCUUAUCAGACAAAAUUGAAGAUCAACCAAGAUCAAAAGGUAUAGUAGUGUGCAUGCUUAUUCACGUACAAAUGGCCUUCAUUACUUUGUCUUUUUUCUUCUUUUUUAAUAUAAAGAUUUAGAUUUUUGUUUGACAUAUACCUUGUAAUACUAUCACACAUGUUGAUAUAGCAUGUCUUAUUCUCCAUUGUGGAUGGUGAUUAAGUUAAAUAUUUGCAGGAAUGGUUAGAGAAUUUUGGAAUUCAUUCCCAUCAUCUUUUUCUUCAAUUCUAUAUGCGCUGUGGAGAAUCUUGACACUAA
Messenger RNA from Ipomoea nil (Japanese morning glory), 2188 nucleotides. RefSeq lists its product as uncharacterized. The transcript has 2 exons. Lineage: Eukaryota; Viridiplantae; Streptophyta; Magnoliopsida; Solanales; Convolvulaceae. The record is from RefSeq and is a predicted model, not a curated record. The coding region runs from base 603 to 1805 and encodes 400 amino acids.